Molecule: messenger RNA, 2897 nt
Organism: Cajanus cajan (pigeon pea)
Lineage: Eukaryota; Viridiplantae; Streptophyta; Magnoliopsida; Fabales; Fabaceae
Gene: LOX1
Product: lipoxygenase 1
Biological process (GO): lipid oxidation
Molecular function (GO): oxidoreductase activity, acting on single donors with incorporation of molecular oxygen, incorporation of two atoms of oxygen; protein binding; metal ion binding
Source: RefSeq, a predicted model, not a curated record
GUUCACGUAACAAGAAUUUGAUUAGUAUUUCUUUAUUGUUACUUCCGGUAGAUUAUUAAGGGCGAAUUACUGUAAUAACUCUGGUUCUGACAAAAGAAGAAUGAUUCAGAACGUAGCGAAUGCUCUGAGCAACAACUACGACAACAUGAACAAGAACGAGUGCAUAAGAGGAACCGUGAUCUUAAUGAAGAAAAAUGUGCUCGACUUUAACGACUUAAGUGCUUCCUUGUUAGAUCGUCUUCACGAGUUCGUGGGCAAACGCGUUUCUCUUCAACUCAUAAGUGCUGUUCAACCAGACCCUGGGAAUGGCAUGAAAGGAAAACUUGGGAAGCCUGCAUAUUUGGAAGACUGGAUCACCACAUUCACACCCUUGACCGCAGGCGAAUCAGCAUUCAGUGUUACAUUUGAUUGGGAUGAGGAUAUAGGAACCCCAGGAGCAUUUUUAAUCAGAAAUGAUCAUCACAGCGAGUUCUACCUAAAAACCUUGACACUUGAAAAUGUUCCAGGCCACAGUGACAUCCACUUUAUCUGCAACUCUUGGGUAUACCCUGCACAUAAAUAUAAAACGGAUCGCAUUUUCUUCAGCAACAAGACAUAUCUUCCAAGUGAAACACCAGUGCCGCUUCUUAAGUAUAGAGAAGAAGAACUAGAGAGUUUAAGAGGAGAUGGAAAAGGGACCCUGCAAGAGUGGGAUAGGGUCUAUGAUUAUGCAUACUACAAUGAUUUGGGUGAUCCGGAUGAAGGUCCAGAAUAUGCUCGUCCAGUUCUAGGAGGGUCCACUGAAUAUCCCUACCCUCGAAGGGGAAGAACUAGUAGACCACCUACAAAAUCAGAUGCUAAUAGUGAAAGUAGAUUGAAUUUUGCCAUGAGCUUGGACAUCUAUGUUCCAAGGGAUGAGAGAUUUGGUCACUUGAAAUUGGCAGACUUUCUUGCUAAUGCACUGAAAUCCAUAGUUCAAGUCAUCAAACCUGAGCUGGAAUCUCUAUUUGAUAGCACCCCUGAUGAGUUUGAUAGCUUUGAAGAUGUAUUUAAACUUUUUGAAGGUGGGAUUAAGGUGCCACAAAGUAUAGUUAAGAAUAUUAGGGAUAAAAUCCCUGCAGAGCUGUUCAAGGAAAUUCUCCGAACUGAUGGUGAAAGGUUCCUGAAGUUUCCCUUACCUCAAGUGAUUGAAGAGGAUAAGUCUGCAUGGAGAACGGAUGAAGAAUUUGCAAGAGAAAUGCUAGCCGGUGUAAACCCUGUUAUAAUUCGCUGCCUCCAUGAAUUCCCACCAGCAAGUAAGCUUGAUUCCAAAGUCUAUGGCGAUCAAACCAGUACAAUAAGGAAAAAGCACAUUGAGAGCAACAUGGAUGGGCUUACCGUGAAUGAGGCAAUCAGACACAAGAAGUUGUUCAUAUUAGAUCACCAUGAUUCACUAAUACCAUACUUGAGGAGGAUAAACUCGACUUCUUCAAAAACCUAUGCCAGCAGGACAAUUCUUUUCUUGAAAAAUGAUGGGACUUUAAAGCCAUUGGCCAUUGAGUUGAGUUUGCCACAUCCUGAAGGAGAUCAACAUGGUGUCAUCAGUAAAGUUUACACUCAUGCAGAAGAAGGUGUUGAAAAUUCUAUCUGGCAGUUAGCUAAAGCUUAUGUAGCAGUAAAUGAUUCGGGUUAUCAUCAGCUUAUUAGCCACUGGUUGCAUACUCAUGCAGUGAUUGAGCCAUUCGUCAUAUCAGCAAACAGACAACUUAGCGUGCUUCACCCUAUUCAUAAACUACUGCAUCCACACUUUCGUGACACCAUGAACAUAAAUGCACUAGCGCGACAAAUCCUCAUCAACGCAGGAGGCAUUGUAGAGGCCACAGUUUUUCCAUCCAAGUAUUCCAUGGAGAUGUCAUCUGUGCUUUAUAAGAGCUGGGUUUUUCCUGAACAAGCAUUACCUGAGGAUCUUAUCAAGAGAGGAAUGGCUGUUAAAGAUUCAGGUUCUCCACAUGGCCUUCGACUUGUGAUUGAGGAUUACCCUUUCGCUGUUGACGGGCUAGAGAUUUGGUUUGCUAUAAAGAAAUGGGUCCAGGACUAUUGCUCCUUUUACUACAAGGAAGAUGACACAAUCAAGAAAGACAAGGAACUUCAAUCUUGGUGGAAGGAGUUAAGAGAGGAGGGUCAUGGUGACAAGAAACACGAGCCUUGGUGGCCAAAGAUGCAAACUCGUGAAGAUCUUAUUGAAGUUUGCACCAUCAUUAUAUGGGUUGCUUCAGCUCUGCAUGCAUCAACCAACUUUGGACAAUACCCUUAUGCAGGUUUCCUCCCAAACCGUCCCACCAUAAGCCGAAGGUUCAUGCCCGAGGAAGGGACUUCAGAAUAUGAUGAACUUGUGAGCAACCCUGAGAAGGCUUUUCUGAGAACAAUCACAGCACAGUUGCAGACUCUUAUAGGCAUUUCACUCAUUGAAAUAUUGUCUAGGCACUCUUCUGAUGAGGUGUACCUUGGACAGAGAGACACUCCUAACUGGACAUAUGAUGUGGAGCCAUUGGAAGCGUUUGAGAAGUUUGGAAAAAAGCUGGCACAAAUUGAGGAAAAGAUUGUGACAUUGAACAAUGAUGGGAAACACAAGAACCGAGUUGGACCAGUUAACAUGCCAUACACCUUGCUUUUUCCCAGCAGCAAAGCUGGACUAACUGGCAUGGGAAUUCCCAACAGUGUUGCAAUUUGAAAGGGCUUGCUUGUUCCCUUUAAUUGCUUUCUGAGUUCGGAUUUAAGUGUGAUGUGUAUUUUUUUUUUUUUUUUUCCUGCCAUUUGAGGUUUGUGAAUUUCCAUUCUUCUCUAGUGUGUAUCAAUUCAUCUACAUGUAUGAUAGUGUGAAAAUAAUUUGUUAGAGUGGAAUGCAAAAAUAAGUCAUUGUUGAAUUACCUACAUUAUAA